Messenger RNA from Neurospora hispaniola, 781 nucleotides. RefSeq lists its product as uncharacterized. The transcript has 2 exons. Bases 114 to 587 code for a protein of 157 amino acids. NCBI's taxonomy places the organism in Eukaryota, Fungi, Ascomycota, Sordariomycetes, Sordariales, Sordariaceae. The record is from RefSeq and is a predicted model, not a curated record.
AGCUUCAGUCAAGGAAAAGAGAAGGGAGAGAAGCUUUUACCACCCUUUCUGCUCAGCUGGAUCCCAUCCAACACUUGCUCAUCAAAAUAACCCAAUGAGAUACGACAACAAAAAUGUCCUCACUUAUCACCACCCAAAUCCUCCUUGCCAGCUGUUUGUGGUGCAGCUUGACCUUGGCCUUGGCCCCACCGAAACGUUCUCCUCAAACAGACAUCUUGAGCACAAGGUCCAAACCACCCGCGCUUCAAUCAUCAUGGAACAUUAUGGGCGCUCUCUUUCCCUGCGUUUUGAUCAUCAUUGCCGUCUACUUCCUUGCCGAACGCUGCUACGUACGGGUAAAUCGUGGCUUUGACCAGGUCGAAGCUCCCCAAUGGACCUCGGCAAACUUGGGUGAAGACGGCCCUGACUACCAAGUCAUGUGGUUAUCAAAUUUCCUGGGUGUGAUGGUGACCCGUGAUAGGGAGAUUGUCGGUAUGGCUCGUCGGCAACCCCCCGAAGAACAAAGUUCGUUAGGGAUAAGCGUCACCUCCACCUCGUCAGCUUCAUCAAAUGCGGUACCAGUACCCCCGACGGUGUAUGCCUGGUGAUGGCGAGCUUCAGCCGGAGUCGAACCGAGGUGGAGAGAGCAAGGGGGUGAUACCCGAUAUUAUUCAUAGUGUGGAUGGCAGGCCAACAACGUCAUCUGCACUAUGACGGAAGCAUUGGGUUCUUCGCCUGUUACAGUCUACCAGAUACGCGAAGUUGGUCAAUUCCACAAUCUGGGGCCAACAGCAACUCUUCA